GAAAUGCAUAUUGCACCUUCUUCUUCUUCUUUUCUUCUUCUUCUCGAAUUUCUCUCUAUCUCUUAACACACUCUCUAUGAUGUUAUCCAUGGCAGUUCAACUUCAGCCCAAUGUUCAUUUCUGUUUCAAUACCUCCAAUUUCACUGCCCAACCCGCUUCAAAACCAUUCCAACUUCCUUUUGCUGUGAAGCAAAGAACCACCGCUUCUUCCUGCAUUCCCAACUUUCAUUCUGUUUUUGGCUUGAAAUUGAGGCGCCAGAACUUACGAACUCAAGAAAUCUCUGCUUCUGCUGUGUCCACUGAAGCUGUUGAAGCUGCUUCAGAAUCGCUUGUUACUGAUGAUUCCGAUUCCGUCUCCUCUCCUGUUAAGGAGAAACUGGGAGUGGUUGUAAAACCGAUGGAAAAGCCAAGGCUUGUGCUAAAGUUCAUAUGGAUGGAGAAGAACAUUGGUAUUGCACUUGAUCAAAUGAUUCCUGGUCAUGGAACUAUUCCUCUUAGCCCGUACUACUUCUGGCCUCGGAAAGAUGCAUGGGAAGAGCUCAAAGUCUUACUUGAGAGCAAGCCCUGGAUUUCUCAAAAGCAGAUGAUUAUCCUCCUUAAUCAGGCAACUGACAUCAUCAAUUUGUGGCAGCAGGGUGGAGGCAACCUGGCUUAAGCUCCAAUGUAAAAAGUUCCAAAAUUUUUUGAUAGUAGUCUUAGAUUGUGACUAUUCUUGAAUCGUACGGCUAUUCAGAUGUCCUUUUUCGUAUAUUCUGAAGUAAUUUUAUAAUUUUUAAAUGACUCAUCUUUUGUUGUAUAUUAUGUUGGUUGUGUAACCCAUCUACAGUUCACUUGAAAGUUUUGUUCAUAGUGAAUGUGAAAACCUGUUAUUUUAUGCA
Molecule: messenger RNA, 878 nt
Organism: Cucumis melo (muskmelon)
Lineage: Eukaryota; Viridiplantae; Streptophyta; Magnoliopsida; Cucurbitales; Cucurbitaceae
Product: 30S ribosomal protein 3, chloroplastic-like
Exons: 2
Coding region: 77-655 (192 amino acids)
Biological process (GO): translation
Cellular component (GO): ribosome
Molecular function (GO): structural constituent of ribosome
Source: RefSeq, a predicted model, not a curated record